GUCCCCGACGCCGCUGGUCGGGCGGAGCGGGCGACUGAAUCCAGCAAUCCCGCGCGGGAGUGUUUGGGCCAAUGUGACCUAUGACGAGCGCCCGACUCGGACUGGCUUCCCCUUGAGUCUUGACCGACACCGACACCGACACCGACGCCGACACCAGAAGUAACACCACCUGGAAUGCGACUAAAGGGCUGGCGGUGAAUUUCCGCAUCUCCGCUGCGAUCCCCACCAACCGCCUCAAUCGCCCACACCAUACGCUGUUGCAGCCGUGCAGCCAACGAUGGGCAAUAAUGGCAGCAAAGUCACCAGCCAGGACAGGGCAAUACUGGACCUAAAGAACCAGCGGGACAAGCUCCACAGGUACCAGAAGCGCAUCACGCAGCUCACAGACAAGGAGACGGAGAUCGCGCGGCGGAUGCUCGCGCAGGGCGACAAGAAGCGGGCGCUGCUGGCGCUGAGGCGCAAAAAGUACCAGGAAUCGCUGCUGUCCAAGACAGACGCGCAGCUGGACCAGCUGGAGAAGCUGGUCAACAGCGUCGAGUUCGCCCUCAUCUCCAAGGACGUCGUUUUCGGUCUGGAGCAGGGCACCAAAGUGCUGGAGCAGAUCCACAAGGAGAUGGGUGGCAUAGAACACGUCGAGAAGCUGAUGGGCGAUACGGCCGACGCGAUUGCGUACCAGAAGGAAAUCAGCGAAAUGCUCGGAGGCAGCAUGUCAAAUCAGGACGAGGACGAGGUAGAAGUCGAGCUGGCGGCACUAGAGGAGGAGGUCUCGGGGGUCUCUCUGCCCAGCGCCCCUAAUACCAAGCUGCCAACACCAGAGGUCGAGGCAGCCACAGAGGAUGAGGGAGUGCCUGCGCCGGCCAGGGUAGAAGCGGCGCGGCAGGCCAUGUUGGCGUGAGGUGGUCAGGGGGUUCCUGUUUUUUUGAUGAUUAGAUUUUACCAUGAGCGUAGAUGCAUUGAUAUUUCAUUUCCACAUUUUGAAGAGGAUAAUCAUAACCUUUCGGUAUUCGGCUGGGUUAGGGUUCUGG
Gaeumannomyces tritici R3-111a-1 is the source of this 1025-nucleotide messenger RNA. Its product is annotated as charged multivesicular body protein 6. The coding region runs from base 278 to 895 and encodes 205 amino acids. Gene Ontology annotation, biological process: vesicle budding from membrane; late endosome to vacuole transport via multivesicular body sorting pathway. Gene Ontology annotation, cellular component: ESCRT III complex; multivesicular body. Lineage: Eukaryota; Fungi; Ascomycota; Sordariomycetes; Magnaporthales; Magnaporthaceae. The transcript is spliced from 3 exons. The record is from RefSeq and is a predicted model, not a curated record.